GUUUCUGUUGCAGGUCAGUUCAAAUUUUUAUAUUCGUGCAAAAGGAUCUAAUAAAUAUAAUUGAUAAAUUUUAGCUUGAAGAAAAAAAAUGAAAACUUUUGGAGUUUCAUUUAUAGUCUUCUUUGUUACUAGUUUCGCGCUAGGACAAUGUCAGAAUAAUGUAAAGAUCACCAGAAUCGCUGGGCCAUAUGUUUUGGCUGAGGGUCCACACUGGGACUACGAAAGAAAUCUUCUCUACUUUGUUGACAUUCCGGAGCAAAGAAUUUACUGUUAUCAACCAACUACCGGGAUAAUAACUUAUACUCACCUAGAAUGUGGACCGGUAGGUGUCGUCGUACCAGUAGCUGAAAGAAGAAAUACAUUUAUUGCGGGUUGCGGUAGAGAAUUAGUGCAAGUUUAUUGGGAUCCACUUACCACCAAUAGAAACCCUCGGGUUGAAGUUCUUUCAAGAGUUGACACCGGUGUUCCAGAUACAAGAUUAAAUGAUGGAAAAGUCGACCCAAGAGGCAGAUUUUGGGCCGGAACAAUGCUCAUUGGCAGCAGACAGGCUCACCCACCGGAUCAAGCUUCAUUGUACAGAUUCGCAUACAAUGGUACUCCAACAACAAUGAUAACUCCAAUCAGCCUUAGCAAUGGUCUUGUUUGGAGUCAUUCCAACAAUUCAUUUUAUUAUAUUGACAGUCUUGCAUACAACAUCGUUGUCUAUGACUUCAAUGACGCCACUGGUGAUAUCUCUAAUAAACGGACCUUGUUGGAUUUCAAGAAAAACAAUAUAACAGGCAUUCCUGAUGGCAUGACAAUUGACAAAGCGGGAAAUCUUUGGGUCGCGGUCAACUUCGGUGGUGCAAGGGUAAUUCAAGUUGAUCCAAAAACUGGAAGAGUUUUACGAUCAGUUGAAAUGCCAGUGACUGAGGUAUCCAGUGUUGCUUUUGGUGGCCGUAAUAAAGACAUUUUGUAUGUUACUUCAGCAAGAGACCAACUGAGCGAGUCCCAAUUGAGAGAACAACCACUUGCCGGUUCUGUUUUUGCUAUUCAUGGUCUUGGUGUUUCUGGCUCUCCUAUGCUUGCUAGUAGAAUUAUGAGUCCUAAAGGAAUAAAAUUUGAACGAAUCGACGGGCCGUACAUGUGCGCUGAAGGACCACAUUGGGAUCAUGAGAACAAUCGGCUUUAUUACGUUGACAUUAUUGGCCACAAAAUAUUGAGUUACAAUCCAGCGACUCGAAAAGUAACUCACGCUUACCUGAAAUGUGGAUCAGUUGGAUUCGCGAUACCUGCCGCCAAUAAGAGGAAUACCUUCAUAACAGCAUGCGGAACAAAUUUAAUCCAGGUGACUUGGGACCCAGCCACUGAUGACUUGGAUCCUAAAGUACAAUUUAUCAGCCAAGUUGAUGUAGGUGUCAGUGACACCAGAUUCAAUGACGCAAAAGUUGACCCGGCAGGAAGACUGUGGGCCGGAACUAUGGGUGAAAAAGACGGGCUUCCAGUCUCCGGCAAAGGUUCCUUGUACAGAUUUGACUACGAUGGUACUCCGAAAAAAAUGAUAAGCCCAGUUGACAUCAGCAACGGACUCGUUUGGAGUCUCAAUAAAGACUCAUUUUACUACAUCGACAGUUUUGCAUACGUUAUUGAUGUCUACGACUACGAUGACGCUACUGGAGAUAUCUCGAACAAACGUACAUUGUUUGAUAUCAAAGCAAACAACAUAACAGGCAUCGCUGAUGGGAUGACCAUUGACAAAACGGGAAACCUUUGGAUUGCUAAUCAUAGCGGUGGAACAGUAUUUCAAAUCGACUCGAAGACUGGUAAAUUGUUGAGGACUAUCAAGAUGCCGAUGAGAGAUGCGACUAGUGUAGCUUUUGGAGGCCCCGAUAAAGAUGUUCUUUAUGUGACGUCUUCCAAAGAUAAAAUGCCUGAAGAUCUUCUGAAACAGCAACCCUUAGCCGGGUCAGUUGUCGCCGUUUACGGGCUUGGUGCCUCUGGAUUGCCGAUGGUCCCCUGCAAAAUUAAUUUGAAAUAAUUUUUGUUUUUAAUA
This is a messenger RNA of Cotesia glomerata, 2032 nucleotides long. RefSeq lists its product as uncharacterized. The record is from RefSeq and is a predicted model, not a curated record. Gene Ontology annotation, molecular function: gluconolactonase activity; enzyme regulator activity; calcium ion binding. Lineage: Eukaryota; Metazoa; Arthropoda; Insecta; Hymenoptera; Braconidae. The transcript is spliced from 9 exons. Gene Ontology annotation, biological process: L-ascorbic acid biosynthetic process. Bases 89 to 2017 code for a protein of 642 amino acids.